ACUUUUCUGGAAUGGCUUCUGAACAUAUGAAUUGCACUGACUUGUAGGGGCUUCAAACUGUCCUGCAAAGACACUUUCAUGCCACAGAACUCCGUGGUUUGCACCAUAACUCUAUGUGAUACGGCAUCUAUGUAAAACCAAAUAAUAUAAAUUAAGUGAAGGUGAGUGUGUGUCUUCUGCUGGACUUCGCUCGGAUCUGCAAGGACUAUUGAGAAUGUUUCCCACAGCUGGAAAGCGUUGUUUUACUAUUGAAUCGUUGGUAGCAAAGGAGAGCCCGAUGACUGCCGACGAACCUAUCCGGCCAACAGCGCUCAGCUACACCUCAACGCCGACCGACGGUUUCAUGAGUGGCUAUCAACAUCCAACGAGCCGGUCUCUCUAUCCGAAUCCGGAGCUGGUGUUCCCGGAGACCGUCAGCCAUCCGUCUCUCACCGUGCACCCCCACCAGCUCGGCAGUGCACACCUACAGCACCCGCACUUCUUCAGCACACAGCACCGGGAGCCACUCAACUUCUACCCGUGGGUCUUACGUAACAGAUUCUUUAGUCACAGAUUCCAAGGAAACGACGUUUCCCAAGACGCCCUACUCCUGCACGGGCCGUUUGCUCGGAAGCCCAAACGUAUUCGAACGGCAUUCUCUCCGUCACAGCUCCUGCGUCUGGAGCGAGCCUUCGAGAAGAAUCACUACGUUGUGGGAGCAGAACGAAAGCAGCUCGCCAACAGCUUGAGCUUGUCGGAAACACAGGUGAAAGUGUGGUUCCAGAAUCGUCGCACAAAGUACAAGCGUCAGAAGCUGGAGGAAGAAGGACCGGACAACGGCCAGAGGAAGAAGGGGAACCAUCACAUCAACCGCUGGCGUCUCGCCACCAAACAGAACCCCAACGAGGACAUAGACGUCACGUCCGACUCCUAAAUCCCCCCUCUGCGUAGACGUCCCACCCGAAAAAACGCCCCCCCUACUCCCCCCUUCCUCAACUAAAGACCAAGGACGGGCCCUAUUUAUUAUGUUAAAGUUAUUAGUGAUCUGUAACACUGUUUCAUGUGCACUGGAGGACCGAGUGUGUGUGGAGAACUAAGACUGAUUCUACAGGCUCUCUGCGAGCCUUCUUGCCACUGUUCAGAUAACCAGGAGACCAAUACCACUAAAACGCACACAUACACACACACACAGACACACACUUUCUGUUUCUCUCUCUCAAUGCCUAUCUUUGUCUAUUUUCGUUCCUUGCAACACUGUUUGUCUGUAUUCUGUCAUCUUUUCUCUCUGUACCCACAAAUUUUCAGACAUUCUCCUGACUGAUUGAAUAAUCUGGUUAAAGAAACGACACAUCAUUUUCCCUCUUAUCCAUGUCCUUGCAUUGGGUAGCUCCUUCUCUCCCAUCUGUUUAUUUGUCCACUAUAGUGUCCACCCUCUGCGGGGGUUCGUGAGAGCUGAUGUCUAAACAUGAUCCGAGCCUAGGAUGUCUUUGCUGACUGCAAGUGUGUGUGUGUGUGUGUGGGAGUGUGUGUGGGUGUGGGUGUGGGUGCAUGUUGAUGGUCAGACCGCUGCAUUUUCAUAGACUGUUUAUAGACAGCUGAGCAAAGGUCACAGUUGAAAGGUCAGCCUCUGUGUAAUCCUGACCUUUGAGUAUUUGACCUCCCUGUUUUGCACAUUGGUGUCUAAGCAGAGGGUGUCCCACGGUUGCUGAUUGCUGUGUGUGUGUGUGUGUGUGUGUGUCUGUUUGCUUGUGAAAAACUAUGACCAUGAACAAGAACACUUGGGCUCAGGUUCACACUAGGGUGUGUUGAGAAGAGUGAGAGCACAAGCAUAUGCUACUGUGUGUGUGUGUGUGUAUGUGUUUGAGUGUGCGUGUGUGAGUGCACAUGUGUAUCAGCCAGAGUAAAUAGGACAUGAUUGCAUGAGUGUGUGUGAAUUAUUAUUAUUAAUGAGCGGUGCUUCAUGGGAAUGUGUGUGUGUGUGUGCGUGCGUGCGUAUGUGUGUGCGUGCAUGUGUGUGUGUGUUUAUCUGGUACAUUAGCCAUCCCUGGUUCUCACACGGUGAAAUAUUUGCCAACAAAUAUCAAAUGAAUUUUCCAGAACAAAAGUUGUAAAAACAAAUAAAGAUGUUUUAGAGAGAAAAGUCCAGAA
This is a messenger RNA of Sardina pilchardus (European sardine), 2127 nucleotides long. It is a transcript of the gene emx1, whose product is annotated as empty spiracles homeobox 1. Gene Ontology annotation, biological process: regulation of transcription by RNA polymerase II; neuron differentiation; central nervous system development. The transcript has 3 exons. Lineage: Eukaryota; Metazoa; Chordata; Actinopteri; Clupeiformes; Clupeidae. Gene Ontology annotation, cellular component: nucleus. Gene Ontology annotation, molecular function: DNA-binding transcription factor activity, RNA polymerase II-specific; RNA polymerase II cis-regulatory region sequence-specific DNA binding. The coding region runs from base 215 to 913 and encodes 232 amino acids. The record is from RefSeq and is a predicted model, not a curated record.